Carcharodon carcharias (great white shark) is the source of this 936-nucleotide messenger RNA. RefSeq names its product zinc finger protein 239-like. The transcript is spliced from 3 exons. Gene Ontology annotation, cellular component: nucleus. The record is from RefSeq and is a predicted model, not a curated record. Gene Ontology annotation, biological process: regulation of transcription by RNA polymerase II. NCBI's taxonomy places the organism in Eukaryota, Metazoa, Chordata, Chondrichthyes, Lamniformes, Lamnidae. The annotation marks the transcript as partial. Gene Ontology annotation, molecular function: RNA polymerase II cis-regulatory region sequence-specific DNA binding; DNA-binding transcription factor activity, RNA polymerase II-specific.
AUGCAGAUGCAGCAGGCGGUAAAUAAGGCAAGUGAUGUAAAAGGGGCCAAACUUCAGCAGAAAUCUGGUAGAGCUGAGAACAGACUUGCUAUGUGGGAACAGGGAGAUGAACAGCUCCCAGAGGACAGAGAAAACAAGAGUGCCUUAAAUCCUAGACGACACCUGGGUAUCAAGGCCACCAUGUUUUCACUGCUUGGCAUGGGAAUGCCGACUCCCUGUACCAGGGAGAGCGUGGGAAUCCAAUUGUUUGAGAGUUUGAUGUGGCUUGGGCAGACACACAAGGACACCCACACCAUGGAAAAACCAUGGAAAUGUGGGGACUGUGGGAAAGGAUUCAGAUCCCCAUCUGAGCUGGAAGCUCACCGACGUAGUCAUACUGGGGAGAGGCCAUUCAUCUGCUCUAUAUAUGGGAAGGGAUUCGCUCAUUCAAUCAACCUGCUGAGACACCAGCGACUUCACACUGGGGAGAGGCCGUUCACCUGCUCUGAAUGUGAGAAGGGAUUCAGUCAGUUAUCCAGCUUGCAGUCACACCAGCGAAUUCACACUGGGGAGAGGCCGUUCACCUGCUCUGAAUGUGGGAAGGGAUUCAGUCAGUUAUCCAGCUUGCAGUCACACCAGCGAAUUCACACUGGGGAGAGGCCAUUUGCCUGCUCUGAAUGUGGGAAGGGAUUUAUUGAUUCAUCCAACCUGCUGCGACACCAGCGACUUCACACUGGGGAGAGGCCUUUCACCUGCUCUCAAUGUGAGAAGAGAUUCAGUAAUUCAUCUGACCUGCGGAAACACCAGCGAGUUCACAGAGGGGAGAGGCCACUUACCUGCUCUGAGUGUGGGAAAGGAUUCAGUAAUUCAGCUGACCUGCUGAGACACCAGCGAGUUCACACCAGGGAGAGACCGUUCACCUGCUCUGAGUGUGGGAAGGGAUUCAAUCAGUCAUCC